GCCUAUAAAAACCCACCUUGCCUCCCUUCUUCCUCCCCCCCUCCGCUCUCUGUUCUUCCUUGAGAACAUUGUUGCAAUCUCUCUCUGUUUCCUCUGUUUCUUGGCCUUUCAAAGUCUUUUCCUUUUGUUAGCUUACCUGGUUUUGGAAACCAUUAAGGUCCUCUGAUCAAGUUCCUUGCUGAUUACUUACCAUCAAGGAGAGAAAAUGGAAUUCGAGGACCGAUACAGGCUAGCUCAGAGGCCAAAAUAUGAUUGCCUUCUGUUUGAUCUUGAUGAUACCCUUUAUCCCCUUAGCUCUGGUCUUGCAAGAGAAUGUGGAAAGAAUAUUAAAGAUUACAUGGUUGAAAAGCUGGGCAUUGAAAAGGACAAAAUUGUUGAAUUGUCCAACCUGUUGUAUAAGAAUUAUGGGACAACAAUGGCUGGCCUCAGGGCAGUUGGUUAUGACUUUGACUAUGAUGAGUACCAUAGUUAUGUUCAUGGAAGACUCCCUUAUGAGAACUUGAAACCGGAUCCUCAAUUGAGGAGUCUAUUGCUGACCUUGCCUCUUCGAAAAAUUAUCUUCACAAAUGCAGACAAGGUUCAUGCAGCUAAAGCUCUAAGUAAACUAGGAUUAGAAGACUGUUUUGAAGGGAUUAUAUGCUUUGAGACUCUCAAUCCUACCCAUAAGAAUACAGUUUCUGAUGAUGAAGAUGACAUUGAGUUUUUGGGAUCAGCUGCUGCUACAAGUGAUGUUCCUAGCGGCCCUGAAAUUUUUGACAUAGUUGGGCAUUUUGCUCAGCCCAAGCCAGGUGCAACAUUACCCAAGACACCCAUUGUCUGCAAGCCACAAGAAUCUGCCAUAGAGCGUGCUCUCAAGAUUGCCAACAUCAACCCUCAGAGAACAUUGUUCUUUGAUGAUAGUGUCCGCAACAUCCAGGCUGGAAAACGUGUGGGUCUUCACACUGUGCUGGUUGGCACUUCCCAGAGACCUAAAGGUGCAGAUUAUGCAUUAGAAAGCAUUCACAAUAUCAAGCAGGCAUUACCGGAGCUCUGGGAAACCGACAUGAAAUCUGAAGUCAGUUACCCUGGCCAGGUUGCAGUGGAGACAUCUGUGACAGCUUAGAUUCUAUGUUAUUCCUUUCUCACUACUAUGAGGAGGAAAAGCCAUCAUGUCUAGCGGGAUCAUAUUGUCUCCAUUCCCUUGUUCUUGUUCAGAUGAUGUAGAUGUCUUGUUCUCUUCAUGAUUAUAUAAAUAUAAAUCUAUAAAAAAAAAAAGGAAAAUUCUCCUUUUUCGGUUAACAA
Theobroma umbraticum is the source of this 1281-nucleotide messenger RNA. RefSeq names its product Haloacid dehalogenase-like hydrolase (HAD) superfamily protein. The record is from RefSeq and is a predicted model, not a curated record. Lineage: Eukaryota; Viridiplantae; Streptophyta; Magnoliopsida; Malvales; Malvaceae.